Messenger RNA from Plenodomus lingam JN3, 2271 nucleotides. The record is from RefSeq and is a predicted model, not a curated record. NCBI's taxonomy places the organism in Eukaryota, Fungi, Ascomycota, Dothideomycetes, Pleosporales, Leptosphaeriaceae.
AUGUCGGUCGAAUCGUCCACUGACUCUGACUCUGACUAUGGAGGCGCUGAUCCUCCAGUUGCGCCAGUGGCAAUUGAUCAAGAUGCGGUCACUACGAGCUCGUUACAAGCCCUCCAGUCUGCAGAUCAGCGCAAGGUCAUGGACAUCGUGGACAAGCUACGACGAACCGGGCUCAAUGGCAUAGUUGAGCUGCCCCAGCUGAUAGUCUGCGGUGACCAGUCAUCUGGCAAGAGCUCUGUGCUUGAGGCGAUCACGGAGAUCCCAUUUCCUCGCAAGGAAAAUUUGUGUACGAGGUUUGCGACUGAGGCAAGUGCGCUUUCGUAUCCAGUCAUGAAUUCCAUUAACAGGAUUACGAUAACUCCCGACAAGCUUCGCCACAAGUCGGAGCAAAUCAAGCUCAAGUCAUUCGGCAAGACUAUUAACGACUUCAGUCAGCUCCCAGAUGUGAUUGAAGAGGCCACCCAGGCUAUGGGUCUUGGUGUUGUUGGUGGAAUCAAUUCAAGGGCUUUCUCACGCGACGUGCUUUCAGUGGAGAUUACUGGUCCGAACCGACCACAGCUUACACUCGUCGAUUUGCCGGGUCUUAUCCACGCGACAAACAAGGCACAGACUGAGACGGACAAGGAGUUGAUUCUUGACCUUGUCAAAGAAUACAUGAAGAACCCACGUACGAUUAUCCUAGCCGUCGUCAGCGCAAAGAACGACUAUGCCAACCAAAUCAUCCUCGAUCACUGUCGUAAGAUUGACGAACAAGGCCGCCGUACACUUGGCAUCAUCACGAAGCCUGAUUUCCUACGUGAAGGCACCGAAAAUGAACUCAGCUGGAUUGACCUGGCUCAGAACAAGGACAUAUACUUAGAACGCGGAUGGCACAUGCUCAAAAACCGUAGCGACACCCAGAUGAAGUUCUCAUUUGAGGAACGCAAUGCUGAUGAGAACUUGUUCUUUAGCAAGGGUCGCUAUGCCGAUCUGCCCCGCGAGUGUGUUGGUAUCGACUCUCUUCGCGAGCGUCUGAGCAAAGUCCUGCUGAACCAUUUAAUCAAGGAGUUGCCUUCUCUCAAGGAUGAGAUGAUGGCCAAGCUCCGGUGUACCCUCGACGAAAUUGAAAAGCUGGGCGAGAGGCGCAACACGACCCAUGAGCAACGCUUAGUUCUUAUGAAGAUCAGUAUGCGUAUCAGCGAUAUCCUGAAGUCCGCCACAAAGGGUUAUUACGAGGGGUCUUUCUUCGGUGAUAUCAAUAUGGACGCAGCAGUCGACGAUUCCCAGAAUAUUCGUCGCUUCCGCGCCGUAAUUCAGCACCUCAACAUGAACUUCGCCCAAGACAUGCGCCUUCGAGGCCACAAGUAUGCAAUCACUGCCGGACCGGGUGACGAUGAAAAGGAAAGAGAAGAAGAAGAAAAGGCCGCGGAGGAGUUGGCGGGUCUGCAAGAAGAAAACGAACAGAUUGUCCUUCCAGUACCUACGAAGCUUACCCGUAAGGAAGGGAUUGAGUGGGUCAAAAAGACACUGGAGCGCUCUCGGGGCUACGAGCUACCAGGCACAUUCCAACCUAUGCUGAUAUCCCAGCUUUUUUGGGAGCAGUCUCAUCCCUGGGAACAACUUGCUUCUAUGCAUAUCAGCAAGGUUGCUCGUGCCUGCAAAGAUUUCAUCACAACAGUUGUACAGGAUAAUGCUCCGGCAGAAUUUCAGGAGCGUCUUGCCGCUAUCAAUGUUGAUGCUGCUCUGGCUCGAUCCUGGUCUGACGCAAAAGAAGAGCUGCGCAAGGUGCUGAAAGACAAAGCCCGCCAUCCGAGCACAUACAAUCACUAUUUUACAACUACGAUCCAGAAAAUGAGGCAGCGCAAACACCAGAAGAUGACUCAGGAUGCAGCGGAAAAGUCGGAAGCAACUACCAAUGACGGACAGACCAUUCUCUAUCCUGACAAACUUGCUCAAGCCAUGGAAAAUGCCAUCGAGCUCAACAUGGACAUUUUCUCCAGCACCGAAGCCCUUGAUACCCAGCGCGCUUACUACAAAGAUGAGAUGAAGUACUUUGUCAACACCAUCGUCAAGGCUGUCAUUGAGCGUCACCUUGUGGAGCCGCUUCCCGACAUUGUCCUAUCUCCCCUAGCCGUCACUGAGAUGACAGACAAGGAGAUUGAAUUUGUUGCUGCCGAGCCUGCGGAAAUCACGCAGCAGCGUGCUCAUCUCGAGUCGAGGAAGGCCAUGUUGGAGAAGGGCCUUGAUACUUUCAGGGAGGCUAUGGGCGGUCUGAAGCGGUCUACGGGCUAG